AUGGACGACGACGCGUACGCACACGUUGGUGGCUCCCUCAGCCUCAAGAAGUCAAAGAAGAAGAAGAAGAAGCACAAGCACAAACACAAGCAUAGCAAGAAGGAGGAUGCUGCUCUCAAGGACACCGUGCGACAAGAAGCGGACGAGCAUGCGGAAAAGGAGGAUGAUGGCAUGACACCAGCAGAGCGGGCGUUUGCCAAAGAACAAGCAAAGCGGGAGGCUGCGCGGAUUCGGGAAAAGGCCAUGAAGACACACAAGGAAAAAGUUCAGGAGCUUAACAAGAAGCUGGACACGAUGACAGAACACCACGACAUCCCCAAGGUGUCGUGGACCAAGUGA
Messenger RNA from Salpingoeca rosetta, 339 nucleotides. RefSeq lists its product as uncharacterized. Gene Ontology annotation, cellular component: nucleolus. The transcript is spliced from 5 exons. The record is from RefSeq and is a predicted model, not a curated record. Lineage: Eukaryota; Choanoflagellata; Craspedida; Salpingoecidae. The coding region runs from base 1 to 339 and encodes 112 amino acids.